Rhagoletis pomonella (apple maggot) is the source of this 3463-nucleotide messenger RNA. It is a transcript of the gene Parg, whose product is annotated as poly(ADP-ribose) glycohydrolase. Lineage: Eukaryota; Metazoa; Arthropoda; Insecta; Diptera; Tephritidae. Gene Ontology annotation, cellular component: cytoplasm; nucleus. The transcript has 4 exons. Gene Ontology annotation, molecular function: poly(ADP-ribose) glycohydrolase activity. The record is from RefSeq and is a predicted model, not a curated record. Gene Ontology annotation, biological process: regulation of DNA repair; carbohydrate metabolic process; ATP generation from poly-ADP-D-ribose. Bases 382 to 2622 code for a protein of 746 amino acids.
UGACUGGGCAGCACUGAUUUUAAGACUAUUCUAUCUGCAAUUGAAGUGGUUUCCCGGUUUUAAUUUAGCUUUUUUAAUUAGUUUACAAUUAAAGCAGAAAUUUUGUGUGUAUUUAAACUAUCAGCCUGAUAAUAAUACACCCGUGUUUUGUUGCAAUACUUCAUUUGCGUGCUUUCCCUAACAUAAAAGCCCCCGUUGGUUGCUGUUAAUUUUUCGGCUGAACGAUUCCUCCUAUAAACAGCUGCGUCUGAUUAGGUAGCUGGAAUUUGUCUCAAAGGAAUUUUAGUUUUUUUCGUAAAAAUUUUGCGAAAAUUCCAUCAAACCUUGUACGAGUCUGCAUCAAAUUGUAGGCUCAUUACAAUAGCUACCUGUACGCGUAAAAUGGCAGAAGGUGGGAGUGGUAGCGAUAGUAGUGCCGCAAGCAUUGCUGGUCCUGUAAAUGGUGUUGAAGAUUCGGAUGCUGAAGAGCUUUGGCGUGGUUGUUCGAUGGACGAAAUUCAUCGUGGUUUAAAUGAGUUUGAAUUGGAGCAUGUCCCAGCAGUUCGUCCCAGUGAAACUCACACAGUACUCUAUCAUUGCCCAAUACGCGAAUCCGAUAAUGUUCCGCCACGUCCAUUGCGUGCACACCAUAAAUGGGAUGCCAUGCAUGUACGGUUGCCUUGUUCCAGCAAAAGCCAAUAUCCCGUUACUGCUGCCGAUGGCACUUCCACUAUAGAGGCACGGUGGGAAAUGAUUGAGAAAGCGCUAUUGAAGCCAAUUAACAAUAGCAAAGAACUGCAGGCCGCUAUUCUCUCGUACAACACUAAAUAUGAAAAUCAAUGGAAUUUUCGAUCACUCCACAAGCUCUUUGAAGAUGAUUUGGAUGAGACUGAAUCGCGCGUAUUUUUUGAGGACCUGCUGCCACGUAUAAUACGACUGGCAUUGCGAUUGCCAGAAUUGGUGCAGGCGCCAAUACCUUUGCUUAAGCAAGGUCAAUGUCAUUCUGUAACGUUGUCACAGCAACAAAUAUCAUGCCUUCUGGCCAAUGCAUUUCUGUGUACUUUCCCGCGCCGGAAUACAAUGAAGAAGCGGUCAGAGUACAGCACGUUUCCAGACAUCAAUUUUAACAGGCUUUUCCAAAGCGGCGGCAAGGCAGUUAUCGAAAAAAUUAAAUGCAUAUGCCACUAUUUUCGACGCGUUUGCCCCACUGAGCGAGACAGCUCAAAUACUCCCACCGGAGUUGUAACAUUCUCACGGCGCAGCCUAAGUACAAACGAGCUGCCUAAUUGGGCCGAAUGUAAAGCGCCAAUAGGCGCAACACCUUUACAUAUUACUUCAGAAGGGACAAUUGAAGAUCAGGGUCUAGGACUGCUGCAAGUUGAUUUUGCAAAUAAAUAUCUCGGCGGGGGCGUACUCGGUUCGGGUUGCGUACAAGAAGAAAUACGGUUUGUCAUUUGUCCUGAGCUAUUGAUAUCCAAGUUAUUCACAGAGUGUCUACGCCCGACAGAGGCGCUCUUAAUGGUCGGUGCAGAACGCUUCAGUGAUUAUAGUGGUUACGCAGGUUCAUUUGAAUGGGCUGGAAAUCAUGAUGAUUGCAUACCACGCGAUAGCUCACGUCGCCGUCAAACACAUAUAGUAGCCAUAGAUGCGCUGCAUUUUAUGCAAUCACAACAUCAGUACCGGGAGGAUCUUAUAAAACGCGAACUAAAUAAGGCUUUUGUUGGCUUUAAGCAUCUGUUAAGUUCCCCACCGCCUGGUGUGGCUUCGGGAAAUUGGGGUUGUGGCGCUUUCGGUGGAGACCCUCGUUUGAAAGCUUUGUUACAAUUGAUGGUAUGUACUGUUACACAAAGGCCAUUGGUAUAUUUCACAUUUGGUGAUGCUAAUUUGCGUGACGAAGUCCAUCGGAUGCAUACGUUUCUACUGGAGCGUAAUGUGUGUGUAAAAGAUUUGUGGAACUUGCUGACGAGCUAUCAGAGUCAAAAUAUGUCCACCAAUGAAUUGUACAAUUUCAUAUAUAGCUGCAUUAGUAAUACAUUAAAGCACAGUCCGAAGACGAAAGCGGCAUCACCAAAGAAUAAAAUCGUGCGGAAUUUAUUAACAAGGUGGUUGAAACCGCAACAAUCUUAUGCGAAGGAUAAGCCAAAAGCAUCCUUAGGGCCGCGGCGAAGUAAUUUGAGUGAAGAUAUUUUCGCCUCUUCUUCAGAGUCAGACGUGGAGGCGGGUAGUAUUCCAUCCGAGGCUUUAGCGAUAACCAUACACUCCUCGACCUCUCUUUCGGCUAGCACAGCGUCGUUAAGUAAUGCGCGAAGCAUUGCUAUCGUAGAUCUCACCAGUAAAUCGCAAUCAGAUGAUAGUGUUGGAAAUGCGAAGAGUGGUGAAGAAUUGGUAGUUGAUAAUCCAGACAGUAAAGGGACCGAAUCGGAAGUUAAGAAGUUAAGUAUUUCGCUUUCAGCCGAAAAACCUACAGAAUCCCAAGUAAAAAAGUCAAGUACUUUGCUUUCAACUGAGAAGCCUACAGGGUCACGACAACGAUCGCUUCUAGAUAUGCUAGAUCAAUGUUAUAAAACAAAUAAUGGCCCAAAUACAAAACGCAUUUGUCUUAAACAAGCCGGCAGCCUAAAAUCAACGACACCGACAAAAUAACAAUAACAAUUUUUAUAAAAAAUAAUCAACCCAAAAUCAAGAAAGCUGCUUUUAUGCAUAUUUUGUACUUCAAUAAAUGAUUAUACAAAGGUUUAUAGAAUAAUGCUUAGCAAUAAAAUCCAACACCAUAGUUAACACACGCCCAAACAUACUACAUACUACAUAUAUGGGUUGAGUGAAAAUGCAUUGAUUUUAAAUUUAGUUAACAGCAACAGCGAAUGUAAGCUUUCAUUCGAGUGUAUUUAUAAAUGAUGCUUUCAAUUUAAAACACUUUUGCUGCUAACUGGCAGCAGUGGCGUAUAUAAAAUGAACAAGUGCCAAGCGUUGCACUCUGGCUAAAUAUAAAUAUUUAUGUGCAUAUGUAUAUUUGUAUAUGCAAGCAAUAAAAUGUAAAGCGCACGACUACGCGUCAUGUGCGCCUGUUAUCGCUGUUACACGUUGCACUUUUGUGCAUAACCACAGGUCAGUUGUGUGCUAACUAACGUCACUUGUAAUUUACAAACUGUUAUUAUAUACACUAGUACUUGCAACUCAUGUCGUCUCUUUAUAUUUGGAAAAUAUUAAAUGUUUAGUUAAUUAAUACUAAGAUCUCUAUUGUUGAUUAAAGCAAGUGGUAGAAAUGUUGGCGUUGCUCGCUUGUGUAAAACAAGCGUGAUAAAGCUGUUGACUAUUUAGAGUAAAAUAUUUUCAUUUCAGGCAUUUUCUUUAAAUAGAUUAUUAUCGUCUUAAGAUAUUUCUACACUUAUUUGCCGGUGUUUAUACUAUGCUAUAAAACCAUUUUAUUGUUCGUCUGAAGAUAAGCAGCCGACACGCUUAACAAUAAAGUCCGUAUAAGAAAUAA